This is a messenger RNA of Podarcis muralis (Common wall lizard), 830 nucleotides long. The record is from RefSeq and is a predicted model, not a curated record. Lineage: Eukaryota; Metazoa; Chordata; Lepidosauria; Squamata; Lacertidae.
UUUCCGAGGUCGCCUGCCUUCCUGGGCCUUCUCAGGCGGCCACACUACGUCCUGAGGGGGGGCUGCAUCUUCCAGGGGGAGCUGGCAUUAUGGAAGAGGCAGCCUGGCAAGCUGCGCUGCCUUGCUCAACUGGCAGCAGACGGGGCGGGUGGGUGUCUAGCUUCGGCAGUCUGUCGAGCAAGGAAAGGGUUUGCAGCCCGGGCAGUAGCCGCUCCGUGGGGGGAAGUCCGGUGGCAGGAGCCCGGAGCCGCCCUUCCCGCGCCUCGUCGGGGCCUGGGAGCGCCCAUGCGUCGGCGGCCUCCUCCUCUCGCCUUCCUGCACCCGCCCGGGAGGCCGGAGCCGCCAAGGCAGCCGCGGCCAGGCCGGAGGCGGGACCCGUCUUCUCCCCCCGCCCCGCCGUGCUCAAGGAAAGAGGCCUGCAGGCUCCAGCGCCGCCGCUUCCUUCUCGGCUCGGUUCCUGACGCUCCCCGGUUGCGGCGGGGGCUGCCGGCCGGGUCCGGGCGACCCUCUCCGUCCUGCAGCAGCAGCAGCGGGGAGUGCCGCCUGCUCCGCCGUCCGCGCAGGAUGGAUCAGUCGGUGCCCAUCCAGGAAUCGCUCUCGGCGGGGGAGACCUGCCUGGUCGCGGUGCAGGGGCUCCUGGCUGGUGGGGAGAGCCGGCUGCUGGGCCUGGUGGAGAGCCACGGCAAAGCCAUGUAAGUCCGCCGCGCCCGGCAGGUGGGACAGGUGAGACAGGAUCUGCCUGUACAGCCACCGGCGCAUGGCCAUCACCGCCGAGGACGUGCGCCUGGAGAAGGUCCUGCUCCUUCAGGAAGGCUUUGCCGUGGAAGAAG